AUGAAAAAAUCGACAAGGAAGAGGACUAGUAAUACUAGUAGAGCAGCCAAUCAUGAGGAUAAAGUGGAACAAAGUCAUUCAGUUGUGAAUGAUGCUGCAAUCAUAGAGGCAGAUGCUGCCACUCAUUUGACGACUUUCCCAAAAAGUCUUCAAUGUUCUCAUUUUAAGAACUUUGUUAAUAGUAAGGCAAAACGAAGGAAUAAUGGCCACUGUACUGCAAAUGGGCACAUUGACAUUGAUGACUAUGAAGAACUUGUUGAAUUGAAUGAAAAAUUAAUUGCACUUUGGAGUGGAAAAUUGAGACAUGAACAGACACAGCAUUGCUCGUGUUGUGAAAAUCCCUUCUCUCUGAAAGACGAACAAGUUAUUUGCUCGCAUUGCUACCACAUUUUCACGGUUCAUGCAUUUUAUGAGAACAAGGAAUCUUUUGAGAACAAUGGAGAAAAACAACCCAAACGUUGCCCUAAUUGCAAUGACCAUACGAUUGUAUUUCACUUGACCUAUAAGGAAUUCUUUUGCCUGGAAUGCUUUGAUUUUAUUACUCUCGAUUUUGAUGCAAUCAAGUUCAUUCUAUUACCCUGUCUUUGCAAAUCCAUGAGCCAAGAAUCGCCAAACGAAAAGCAGACGACAAGCACAAAGAAAAAGAGAAAAUUUUCACAUCCUAAAAGUGGAACUGAAAAUUUACCACACAUUGCUGUUGGAGAGUCAAUCAAGACGAUGCUAAAAAGCACUGUACAAACUCAGACAAAUCCCCUUAUUGGACUACGAGGAAUUGUAAACUUGGGAAAUACCUGCUUUAUGAAUUGUAUAUUACAGACACUAGCCCAUAAUGUAUCACUACGAAAUUAUUAUUUAUCAGGAGUUUAUUCUCAGUUGAUUGAAAAAGAAAUUGAAAAUGACUCCAAAUGUAAAAAUUUUGAGGAUAUCCAAACAUACUUGAAGAUGAGUAGAGCCAUGAAUAAUUUAUUCAAAGAAAUGUACGAUAAAUCAUGCAGCGAAUUAGAAAAUACGAGCAGCAAAAAGAGAUCGAGCAAUGGUAAAAGAAAAUCUGAGACCGCAGACGAGCAACCAAUAGUGCUACCAUUUGUUCCAAAUCAAUUCCUGUACAUCAUGUGGAAUGUUGCUGGCCAUUUGGCAGGCUAUCAACAACAAGACGCACACGAGUUUUACAUGGCCAUACUCUCAGCGCUUACUCCUGCAAAACUUCCAAACAAUCGAAGAAAUCUUAUUGAAGAUUUAUUCACUGGAACCUCUCAAUCAGAUUUAAAUUGCAAAAUUUGUUCAAAUACCUCCUCGACCGUGGAAGCAUUUAUGGACAUUUCUCUCCCUCUCAAAGCAAAGAGUGGUGAUACAUGGAUUGAGCUAGAAUCCUUAACAGAGUGUCUGGAACGAUACACAAAGGACGAAAACUUAGACAUUAGUAGUUAUUCUUGUAAAAAUUGCGGAUCCCAAGGGAAUUUUUCAAAACAGAUUCGCUUUAAACGACUGCCACACAUUCUAUGUUUUCACCUCAAAAGGUUUGAACAUUCAGAACUCGUGCACAGAAAUCGUAAGACAACGACAGGAGUAAGCUCCAAGAUUGAUUGGUUUGUUUCAUUUCCCUUGCAAAUAGAAAUGAAAGACUUUGUGGUUGGUGAGGAUGGAGGUGGUGUUCCUGAUAACAAAUAUUCACUCUUCUCUGUGGUUUGUCAUCAAGGAGAUUUGAGUGGAGGACACUACACAUGUUACGUCAAGCAUAAUUCUAGUUGGUUUUUGUGUAAUGACUCGAGUGUGUAUUUCGCCAAAGAGUCAGAUGUUUUGAAUUCAGAAGCUUACUUGCUGUUUUAUGAGAAGGCAAGUUGA
Naegleria lovaniensis is the source of this 1842-nucleotide messenger RNA. RefSeq lists its product as uncharacterized. The coding region runs from base 1 to 1842 and encodes 613 amino acids. The record is from RefSeq and is a predicted model, not a curated record. Gene Ontology annotation, biological process: protein deubiquitination. The transcript has a single exon. Gene Ontology annotation, molecular function: cysteine-type deubiquitinase activity. Lineage: Eukaryota; Heterolobosea; Eutetramitea; Acrasida; Naegleriidae.